This is a messenger RNA of Fusarium coffeatum, 1563 nucleotides long. RefSeq lists its product as uncharacterized. NCBI's taxonomy places the organism in Eukaryota, Fungi, Ascomycota, Sordariomycetes, Hypocreales, Nectriaceae. Bases 1 to 1563 code for a protein of 520 amino acids. Gene Ontology annotation, biological process: phosphoenolpyruvate transmembrane import into Golgi lumen. Gene Ontology annotation, cellular component: Golgi apparatus; endoplasmic reticulum. Gene Ontology annotation, molecular function: antiporter activity; phosphoenolpyruvate transmembrane transporter activity. The transcript has 2 exons. The record is from RefSeq and is a predicted model, not a curated record.
AUGGAAAAGUUCCCCGACUUCGUCGACACGCCCCUGGGCGAGUCACCUUUAGACGGCCCUCCAAACCCUCCUGGCUGGGCAAACGGCGCGCCUCCUCGUCCCUCCGAUCGAUGGCUACCGGUUUCAAGGCAUGAGAAUGGCUGGUCAGCGGCAUCUCGAGGGCACAAUCGCCAGAAGAGUCUCACUGAUGCCAUUCGUACAAUAAGAGGUCGCAAUGGCAGUGUUAGCCAGAAUGCCCAAGAGAUCGCCGACGCACUUCGUGCUCCCAUUUCUCCCAAACUCAUUAUUCUCUGCGUAUUGUGGUACGCCUCCUCUGCACUCACAAACACUUCCUCCAAGUCCAUCUUGAUGGCAUUUGACAAGCCUGCCACCUUGACGCUUGUUCAGUUCGCUUUCGUUUCCUCAUUAUGUAUCUUCAUGGCAUGGCUGGCGACCAUAUUCCCCAUCUUGCGGACCAAAGUUGCAGCUCUCAAGCAUCCGAUUCGAAAGCCAACUCGCGAUGUCAUCAGGACCACCCUUCCUCUUGCGGCGUUUCAGAUCGGAGGCCACCUCCUCAGUUCAACGGCUACCUCUAAAAUUCCAGUGUCCCUUGUUCACACCAUCAAGGGUCUUUCGCCCCUCUUUACCGUCCUCGCUUACAGAAUUGUGUACGACAUCCGAUACCCAAAGACGACUUAUCUGUCUCUGAUCCCUUUAACACUCGGUGUCAUGUUGGCCUGCUCUGGAAAAACGACAUACGGUGGAGAACUUAUUGGUGUUAUACACGCUCUUCUCGCUACGGUUAUCUUUGUCACCCAAAACAUCUUCUCCAAGAAGCUGUUCAAUGAGGCUGCCAAAGCUGAAGCUGAAUCGCCACAUUCCCUGCCGAAGAAACUGGACAAGCUCAAUCUGCUAUGUUAUUCUUCAGGCAUGGCAUUCGUUCUUACCUUGCCCAUUUGGCUUUGGUCCGAAGGAUUCACCCUCCUUAUGAACUUUUAUCACGAGGGCUCCAUUGACCUGAAUGAGCAGCCCAAUUCGAUGGAUCACGGACGACUUACACUUGAGUUUAUUUUCAAUGGUGUUUUCCAUUUUGGUCAGAACAUCCUUGCAUUUAUCCUUCUUUCUAUUGUUUCUCCUGUUACCUACUCAGUUGCCAGUCUCAUCAAGCGCGUUUUCGUCAUUGUACUUGCUCUGGUGUGGUUCAGAAGUCCUACAACACCCCUCCAAGGGGUAGGUAUAGCCCUCACCUUCCUGGGCUUGUACUUGUACGAUCGAACAAAAUCGGGCAACAAAGCCGAUCAAAAGGCCCAGUCGAUGCAAAUCAAAAGAUCGUCCUUGCUCCCUACCACUAACAACGGUUUCCGGCCUACGCCGAUAACGGAGUCCCCGCAAAGCACUGAGCUUAAUUCUUAUCCGUACCACGAGGGCUACUUUGGCCGCCCAACAGCAGCAGAAGACUCCAAGAAGAGUGAUGAUGGCGGCGCCCGCAGCCGUACUCCAGCUACCAGUAACGGCUGGCUCCCUCCUGGCACCAAGCAAGAAGAUACAUGGCAACCUGGUGAUCGAAUUGCUGGUGUAUCAUGA